UGAUUUUAUUUAUUUAAGAAAGGACCUUUCGACUAUUCGCGUCGCCGUUGACUUUAGAUAUCGGCUUUCUCCCAUAGUAACACACGCGAUAAGUAACAGUCAACAGUCAACAGUGCGUCGUUAUUUUUUUUUAGCUACGAUUUAGUUGUGAAGCAAAGCUUGAGAAAUAAAGUGUCCUUCGAUUUCCUUAGCGAUGUCGCAAAGCAACGAGAAAGUGAUCGGGAAAGCAGGAAAUGUCGAAUUUAAAGUGAUCCCCAAAACUCUGACCAGUCCAUUUACUGAGCACUUUCCUAAUUACACUGAAGGAUUGGCUAAAGGGUCACCCGGUGGAUUUGUCCUGUCUCCAGAAUACGCUCGUCAUGCCGAAGAAUUGCUGCAAUUCCAACCGAGAAGUGACGAUGUUUGGAUUGUUACUUUCCCGAAAUGCGGAACCACAUGGACACAAGAAUUAGUGUGGAUGGUGAUGAACGAUUGCAACGAAGAAGUUGGGUUGACACUACCUUUGAAUCUACGUUCCCCUUUUCUUGAGUUUCCUUACCUCACUCCGGCGCAACCGAAAGACGCUCCACUGGAAUUGAAUAAAUUAGUUUCUUUGGAAACUAUUGAAAAGAUGCCAUCGCCACGUCUAAUCAAGACCCACUUGCCAUUAUACCUUCUCCAUCCAAAUCUGCUUGACACUAGCAAGGUAGUUUACGUGGUCCGCAAUCCAAAGGACGUAAUCGUUUCCUACUUGUAUCACCACAGACUGAUCAAAUUUCAGUACUUUACUGGAACAUUGGAUCAGUUUGCUCAGUAUUUCAUGGAUGACGAAUUGUACUAUUCGCCGUUCUUCGCUCACGCCUUGGAGGCUUGGGCUCAGCGCCGUCACCCCAACAUGCUGUUCCUUUUUUACGAGGACAUGAAAAAUAAUUUGAGGGGAGAAAUCGAACGAGUCGCUGAUUUCCUUGGUAAAAGCUUGUCGGGAGAACAACUGGCCAGACUCGUCGCUCAUCUUCAGUUCGAAAAUUUCGCAAAGAACGAAUCAGUCAACUUUGAAGCGGGAAAACAAAUGGGUUUUAUGAACCAAGAAGGGCGUUUCAUCCGAAAAGGAGAAACAGGAGAUUGGAAAAAUCAUUUCAGUCCGGAACUAAACGACCGAAUCGACCAAUGGAUCGAGAAAAACCUGGCGGGGACAGAUUUGAAAUUCGUCACGGAAUUGCGAUGAAAAUUGAAUAAAAUCCAGUUGGCUGUAACGGUUUGGAGGAUGAUUGACACCUGAGGAUGAAUGUUUACCGCGAUCGAACUUGGAUAUGGAAAUCAAAAUUCACAUUUCACAGUCCGCAAAGUAGUGUUGCAUAAUUCCUGGAAAUACUCGAACCCAAUAAAAAAAGAAAACAAGAGAGCCUCGAAUUUGCGCCCUCAUUGUAAAAUCCCCGACAAAAAUCGGUCAAACAAAAAAACCGAUGAUUCAGCAAUAUCAAUAAAACUGUUUCCCUAGCCAAAUCAAUGCCAUAAUAAAUAAAAAGAUUACAAUUUUAAGCAAUAUUUAAUGAAGUUGAAAAAGAAAUGUGGCGCACUCGGUAUGCAAAUAAUGAGGCCCCAUCGUUUUUUGAUAGAUGGCAGGCUAAUAAUAUUCAAAUGUGGAUUUUCACUUCUCUCAUUUCUCAUUCAUCGUGCAGGUUCAAUUAUGCAAACGAUAUUAAAAAAAAAAAUACAUAAAUGGAUAACAAAACCAGCACAGCGAGAAAUAAUGAAUCAAAAAAGGGAAGAAAGAUUCUGGUUCGGUGUAGCAGAUUGCGUAUAAAUUAUAGCCACAAUCAGCGAUUGACAAAUGGAACUGGGCGUAGUCCGGGACGUCAAACGAAAUCUGAUGACAAUUACAAAACAAUAACUUGAAAAGAACCCUGGACUGGAACGAAAAACUGUUAAUACUCGCACACGAAUAAAGCGAAUAACAAAGAUGAACAAGACAAUGCAAACCCUUCUAUAAUUGAUGCCUGAUGGGCUUAUGCUUAACCCAACACCAAACACGCAUUAAAUAUUUUAAAAAUCAAGACUGUGUAUGCAAGAUUACAAAAAGCACAAUUAUAGCCUAGUGCAGUAAAAAAUUUGGUUACAAAACGAACGUGAUAUUAAAACAACAAGACACUUGACAAACUAUUCGAUAAAAGUAACAGGCGAGAGGGUCGCAUUUCACGCGGUGAAGUUACAACCGAGACCCAAUCCAAUGAGCGAAGUAAAACAUC
This is a messenger RNA of Daphnia pulex (common water flea), 2225 nucleotides long. Its product is annotated as sulfotransferase 1A3-like. Gene Ontology annotation, molecular function: sulfotransferase activity. Bases 194 to 1204 code for a protein of 336 amino acids. The transcript is spliced from 8 exons. The record is from RefSeq and is a predicted model, not a curated record. Lineage: Eukaryota; Metazoa; Arthropoda; Branchiopoda; Diplostraca; Daphniidae. Gene Ontology annotation, cellular component: cytoplasm. Gene Ontology annotation, biological process: sulfation.